AGUAAAAAGUGUUUCUGUAUGAAUGGAAGCUCAGUUUGAACCUGCUAACUGUAAGCAAAUAAUGCAGAAUUUGCAUGAGUUGAAGUUUUAGCAUUACUAAAAAAAGAAGGCUUGAUUAACCAGCUGCUCUAUUCAAUAGCAAGUGGAAUGUUCUCAGAAUGGUCAGAAAUGCUGUGAAAUUUAAUUUUAGGCAAUGUAAUACUAAGGGAUGACUUUUUAGUGUAGACUGGGGAUUGGAUGACUCCUGUUGGAGCACAGUGCAAAGCAAAGUAUUUUAGUUAUUGCUUGAUCUUAAUUGGCAUGUGGAUGGUUGUUCAAAUUAUUUUGCAGAACCUUCCUGUAAGUAUAGACACAGCUAUGCUAUUAGUGUUCAUACUGUAACACCAAAACUAAGACAGUGAAGGGAUUAAAAUUCUUACUGAUAUCAAGGAGACUAUUUAAAUCUUAAAUCCUCUUAAGUAUAUUGGAAAGAUGAUUGUAUUGUAUGAGGGGAAAUUUAAGAUUUUGAGACUCACAGGAAAUGUUUUCAUAUGAUUGUCACCUCAGCAGUAGUCAUAAAUCAAAUAGAAUAUAAAACCUCAUGUAGUGGAAUGACAUGGUUUUUAUCAUGGUUACACACUUGGAAUGUUGUUUCGUAAGACACAGUGGAAGACAAGAAUGCUUCAGCCUGGAAAAAAUGUGGGAGGGAAAGAGACUCUUGCGAACACCAAGGCUCAUAUGAGGCGGCUGAGUGAGAAAUUAACAUUAUUUUCCAGUAGAAGAGUUGGAAAUCAUCACAUGAAUACAUCUGGAGACAGAUUCAGAGAAUCAUAGAGUACCAGGUUGGAAGGGACCUCAACAAUCAUGGUCCAACCUUUCCUGGCAAAAGCACAGCCUAUACAAGAUGGCCAGCACUCUGUCCAGGUGUCGAGAAACUAGAGUACAUGUUGAUGAAGCCUUAUUUCCUGUGGUAGCUGCUAAUGAAGAAUUGCCACAACCAGUCAAAAAACACAAAUGUAUGCAGCCGAAAGACUUUGUUGAAAAAACUCCAGAAAAUGAUAGAAAGUUGCAGAAAAGAUUGGACCAGAUGGCUAAAGAAUUAGCCAUACAGAAGAUAGCAGUUAAUGCUGAAAUUGAUGUACCAGUUCUAUUAUUUGAAGACAAUGGUUCACUUGUAUACAGCCCUGUUAAUAAGGUGAAAGAUCAAUACAGUGCAAUGGAAAGAAGAAUAAAGGAGAUGAAGGAAAAAAGAGAAAAUAUUUCUCCUACUGCUUCACAAAUGCCUCAGAUACUUCCAAGUAGUUCACCAGGAGACUGUCUGCUGCCUACUUGUGUCUUAACUAAUUCAGAAGAUGCAUUGUUACCAGGAGAACAAAUGGAAGACUGCUUGAACUCAAGCUUUGAUUGUCUUUGGGGAGCUGAUAAAUUAAAGAGACAGAAAACAGAGGUAGUAAAACCUGCCUGUGAUAGUUGGACUGAUAAUCCUAUAGCCAUGAUUGUGUCAGUGAAUUCUCCCUCACAAAGCUAUGAGCAGACUUGCUUAACACCAAAACAACGUAGCAAAAGCAGCUUAAGAAAAAAGCAGCUUUUUCAGCAUACUUUGGAUGAUAAAAUGCCUUUAGAAAAGAAAGAUACAGAAAAGUUCCUGAAUAAAAAUCAGGAUGAAAAUAGCAAGACUACUUCAGUUGCAAAUGAAAGUACUCUUAUCAAAAUAAAGGGCUUGGGUCAUCUUUCUCCUUCCAAAAAAAUGGCCAAGUUAAGUAAUGUUGCUGCUGUGAUUGACAGUCUCUCUAAUGCACCUAUGAGCAGCAUAAACUUAAGUAAGUGUUCACUGGAUAGACGCUUCCCUGUUUACAGAAACAAUUGUAUCCUUAAAGACAAGAAGAGGAAAAAAUUAGAAAUACUACCUAGUUUGAAACUGGCUACCUCAGAACUGGGUGCAUCAGGGUCUAAAGACUUCUGGCAAGCAGGUAGUACAGGUAGCAAGUCUUUUAGCUCUGAAGAGGCUUCUUAUGAAGAGGAUUCUUAUGAAGACUUCUUUUCAUCAUUUAACUUGAACAAAAAUGAAGUACAGAUACAAGUACCAAAGGAGUCACAGAAUCCUCCUGAAAUUUCUUGCAAAGACUCUUUUGCAAGCAUGGACUCGCUUGGUUUGAGUUUCUGUAAGCCACGUAGUACUUCCAAGGAAAGUGGGAAAAGGUCUAUUUCCACAAAUGAUCUUUCAGUAAAGGAAAACUUAAAACCAGCUGAGAAUUCUGGAAGUGUGCCAUUAAAUUAUAUGUCACCUGGUGAAAAAGAUGACACUGCAGAAGCUCUAGAUUCUGAUGAUGUGAAUAGGCUGCCUCAGCAUGCUUAUGAAAAAUCCUACACAACCAAUAUGAAUUGCAGUACUUACACUAAUGGUGAUGAAAAUCAAGUUUCAGAGUGUCCUGCUACUGAUGGCUGUUGCAGGAAGUUUAAUGAACAAAAGAAUAAGAACAAUGGUGGGUUAAGAAAAAGAAGAAGACUCCAACAGCCAACAAGGACACUAGUUAUGACAAGUAUGUCUCCUGAGAAGCAAAAUACAGUAAUUCAAGUGGUGAAUAAACUUGGAGACUUUUUGUUCUCAGAUGACGUGUGUGAAUCAACAAGUCAUGUAGUUACAGGGAGUCCUCGUCGUACCUUGAAUGUUAUGCUGGGAAUUGCUCGUGGGUGUUGGAUUGUUUCUUAUGAAUGGGUUCUGUGGUCUUUGGAAUUGGGCCAUUGGAUCUCAGAGGAACCAUAUGAGCUUUCAUCCAGCUUUCCUGCAGCUCCUGUCUGCAGACUUCAGCGUCACCUAUCCACAGGAAAAUACCAGCAGAAUCUCUUUUCAAACCAGCCUGUCAUGUUUGUAUCUCCUACCAGUCAGCCACCCUGCGAAAAGCUAAUUGAACUUAUACAGCUGUCAGGAGGGAAAGUAUGUAACGCCCUACGUCAGGCAAAGAUCUGUAUAGGAAAAAAAACAGGGAAGAAGUACCAGGCAAUAAAAUGUUUAUCAGAAAAAUGGGUAUUAGAUUCAAUCACUCAGCAUACAAUAUGUCCCAUGGAAAACUACAUUUUUCAGCUGUGAGCUAACUCAAGAGCUUCCAUAUGGUUGCAGGAAAACAAGCCUAGUUUGGAUUCAACAAUAAGAAAAAUCAGCUGUAAAUAAAAUUUCUAAGAAAAUGCAAAUUACAUAUUUAUAAAUACAAGGAAAUGUUUUCUACAUUUUUAAUACUUGUGUAAGUGUGUCUAAGUGUUCAUCUUGUGAAAUCUGUCGGUUUUUACAAUAAAGUAGUUCACUAAUAAAAAUUAUCUUGACCUCGUUUUUA
Messenger RNA from Pezoporus flaviventris, 3308 nucleotides. RefSeq names its product microcephalin 1 (gene MCPH1). The transcript has 12 exons. Gene Ontology annotation, biological process: mitotic cell cycle. The record is from RefSeq and is a predicted model, not a curated record. The coding region runs from base 884 to 3067 and encodes 727 amino acids. Lineage: Eukaryota; Metazoa; Chordata; Aves; Psittaciformes; Psittacidae.